Sciurus carolinensis (gray squirrel) is the source of this 2895-nucleotide messenger RNA. RefSeq names its product RAB interacting factor (gene Rabif). The record is from RefSeq and is a predicted model, not a curated record. The coding region runs from base 2379 to 2777 and encodes 132 amino acids. Gene Ontology annotation, biological process: post-Golgi vesicle-mediated transport; small GTPase-mediated signal transduction. Gene Ontology annotation, molecular function: guanyl-nucleotide exchange factor activity; zinc ion binding. Gene Ontology annotation, cellular component: cytosol; membrane. NCBI's taxonomy places the organism in Eukaryota, Metazoa, Chordata, Mammalia, Rodentia, Sciuridae. The transcript is spliced from 3 exons.
UAUCUCCUCUACCUGUUCACUGUGUUUGCCAACUAGCUCUGCUAUUUCCAUUAAGCAAAGGCAAGAGGUAGCACUUUGCCACAGUGGAGAUUCUCAUCAGGUCAACAAUUGCCAUAUUCGUUGGCCCCUCACACACUUGGAGUUUAUUUGAAAACAAAAUAAAGAGGUGGCAGUCUUGAACUCACUUAGAACCCACUUGAAUUUUUCAGUCGCCCUAGUCGUUUGUUGUGGUAGGUUUUUGUUUGUUUUCAACAUACUGGGCAUUGGCCCAGAGCCUCAUGCAUGCUGGUCAAGCACUCUAUCACUGAAUUACAUCCCCAACCCUUUUUAUUUGAUAGAGACAGGAUUUUGCUAUAUUUCCCAGGCUGGCUUCAAAUUUGAGAUCCUCCUGUGUCAGCCUCCCAAGUAACUGGGAUUACAGAUGUGUUCCACCACACACACCCCAGUCCUUUUUCUGUUUAUGUCAACUUAUGGCACGUGAUGUAAAUAGCUAGGCAUAAGGCCUGCAAAACUACAAAAACCCUGAUAUUCUCAGAGCAAAAGGAAGAGCAUAAAAGGAAAUCAUUUUCACUAAAGAGGCCUGCCAGCCUUUCUUUAUCAUGGAUUGAGCUUGCUAAUAUUUGGUUUUGUUUUGUUUUGUUUUGUCUUUGGGGUUUGUUGUUUGUUUCUGUGUGUGUACCUGCUAAUUGAACCACAGCCUAUGAGACCUAGCUCAUCUUUCUCAAGAUCGAGGGAGGUUACAGGGGAGGCAGAAUUGGAGGUAAAGGACAAUGGCUCCUAAGCUGUCUUCAGUGCCAUCUCCUCUGAGUUUCAGACCAAAUUCAUAAAUAUAGUUCAUACACAGAAGCCACAGCUGAAUGUUCUGCAGGAAAAUCAACAUGUUCAACUUUUCUAUUUCUCCCCCAAUUUUACACACCUUCACAUUCUCUCACUUGUACACAGGGAUCUCCCUGAUUUGGUUCCUCAUUAUUCUAGCUCCUGUAACUAGUAAUUAGCCACCUAGUUACAUAGCCUAGGAAAGCUUUCUUCUGUCUGUCGUCAUCACAAUAGAUACACAGUUUCUGAGUUCUGUACAGAUCUUUGUUUCAGAUUCAUUCCCAUAUCUUCAUUGUCUCUGCUACCACAUAGCUCAGGCCUUUAUACUGGAUUCAUGAGGUAAUGGUCUCCUGAUAUCCUUACUACUACUGUUUUCCUGUUACCUAGUCCAUUUUGUAAGCUCAAAUAUGAUCAUUAUAGUAUUUAACAUACAACAGUUUGUCAGUUAUUUCCAGCCUAAAAUGCUGUAGAUGUUGCCUAUAUUUUAAAGUUAAAAUUUCUUAACAUGACAUUAGACUCAUGGGAUCUAGUCCCAUUUUACCUUUCUGAUCUUAUCUACUACUACUCUUCACCUAGGCAUAAUGUGCUUCUGUCAUUGCUCUGUUGACCAUUCCUAAAUUUGCUCUCACCCUGGUUCAUGUAUUAUACUUUUUCCUCUAAAAUCUUGCUUUCCUGACAAUCUUAGUCACCUCUUAAUGCCUAAUUAAAAGGUCAACUCCCCCAGACCGUACUCCCCAAUCCAUUUUUCAGUACUUUGCUCCUAAUGCUUUUAUCACAUGCCAUAGGGUUCAAGUGUCUUCCUUAUUCAGACUAUAUUCUCAUAUACAGAGUUCCCAAUUGUACCUCAGGGUGCAGCACCAUGUCUGAUGUAUUGUUACUAAACAUGGGACUAGUGAAAGAAGUAGAAAGCAGCAGAGGAUGGUGGGCAGAUUAUUUUGUUCCCCCUGACCAUUUCAAGAAAUUCGUGACCUAUUGUGCUAGAACUACUAAAGCUGGAAAUGUAAAGACUAAUUAGGUGGGAUGAGAUAAUAUAGUGUAGUAAGAAUCGUGACUUUAGAGCUGCAUUUAUGUCUGUGGACCCUGGAAAGAAACUUCUGAUCUUUGCCUUACUCAUGUGCCCUAGGGAUAACAGUGCCAACCCCAUAAGGAAACUGCAAUGAUUUAACAAGUUAACAAAUUCACUAAAUGACGAUGCUUUGCUGCCUAGUAAAUAGUCACUGAUUAGAACAGAUUAAUAAAAACUUCCACGCAUCUUUUCCAACACUAAAAAGGCAUGCGUCCCUCUAAAAUUGUUUCCUACAGAAAAAGAUAAUAUUAAAUUUUGUCGAGGGGGAGCCCUACCCAAAUUCCUUCCACAUUACUUCCAAUAAUAUCCCCAUCCAUUCGCGAAACUAUUAAAAUCGCAGAAAACUCAAGGGGAAGACCAUCCUUAAUUAUUUGUCUAUGUCUUAAUACUAAGGGAAGCCUGGUGACCAGGUAGGUAUACGGAGUAAAGGUUUUGACAAUGGUCACAGCAGGUGCUCCUGUCACAAAGCCAGGCUGACACAAACUCGGGCUGGGCAAUGAAUGAGGGCGCUUGCGCAGCAGGAUAUCGCGCCCUGGAAGCGGACGCCUGCGCAGAGGGGGUGAUCCUGCGCUCGCGCCCCGCCUCUGCCGAGCCGCGCCAGCGCAGUCAAGAGCCAGCGAGCAGAGACAGCGCCUGCGUGGUCGUGGCCGGGGAGGCUGUGACGGUAGCGGCGAUGGAGCCAGCGGAGCCGCCGAACGAGUUAGUGUCAGCCGAGGGCCGAAACCGGAAGGCGGUGCUGUGCCAGCGUUGUGGCUCUCGCGUGCUGCAGCCAGGGACCGCUCUCUUCUCCCGUCGACAGGGUCUUGCUAACUUGCCUAGGCUGGCCUUGAACUUGGGACCCUCUUGCCUCAACCUUCCAAAUCGCUGGGAUUACAGCUUUUCCUUCCCUCCAUGAGAAAGAAGCCAGCUCUGGCCGAUGGCAGCAAUCCUGAAGGCGACCUCCUCCAGGAGCACUGGCUGGUUGAUGACAUGUUCAUCUUUGAGAAUGUGGGCUUCACCAAGGACGUGGGCAA